AUGGCGCGGUUGAAUGACUACCCGGCGCCUGCUGAGUCCAUUGAUGCCUUGAAACGACGAUUUGUGCGACAAAACCGUGAGAUCGCGAGAGUGAAUUCCUUGCAAUCUCUUCGUAUUCGGAGCCUAGAGUCAGAAGUCUCGCAUCUACUUUCAGAGAAUGUGUCGCUUCGAAAACAGGUCAUCAAUCUCACCCAAGAAACCGAAAGACUGGAAGCAGGGAAACUGCUACACAAUGGAAUCUACGACAUCAAAUCCAAGCUGGAUGCGAAACUAGCCGAGUUGAGCAAUUUGGCGGCAGAUUUGGGCUCGUUACCCCGCAAGGUGGGCAAGCUUUGCGACCAGGAGUUUGAUCGGCCAAAGCAAGCAGAGUCAAGACCGAGGACGGAAGACAUGAUGGGAGGCGAAGAUGGAAGACUUCCUGCCAUUGUUGAAGACAAAUAUUAUCCUCGGCGGACUUUGGAGCCCCAAGAGCUUGACAGCCUGAUUCACAGCGACCACAGCAUUCUAGAUUCCCCUCCACAGUUUAGCUUUAUGCCGGAAGGAGAUGCAUCCAUCGAACAUUCAAGUCCAUCGCCACUAGAAUCAACAUUCAGGAGCCAAAGUAACAAUGAUAUACCCGAAGAACCCGAGCCAUUACUUCCUCCCACUCUCGAGACGCGCAAGAAGAAAAAGAAGUCGAGUUCGAUUAUUGCGCCUGAAAUUAGCCCCGCCCCAACAGACCGGCAACCAAGUCCACCCAUUGAUACAACACAACACGCGGCAUCGGUUUCGACGAAGCGCAAAUACAUACCCGAAGACGAUGACCGGUUCACGUCCAAUCUUAAUGUCGACGAUGAUGAAUUCCAAUUCACCCGGCCCAGCCACAGCCCCAAAAAGCAAAAGAACCCAUUCGAGGUCACACAGCAAGACCAGUCACCCACCAAAAGCCAUAUUGAAUUGACAAGAGUGUCAAAAACCCCCGUUCUAUCUAUGCGGAAGGUCCUCGAACCAAAGAGUGCAAACUCCAAUCUAGGCUCCCCAAAGAAGGCCCGCAUGUCUUCAUACCCGGACUCUAAGCUUCUACAAAAACCUACGAAGGGCGAUGAGAAUAGAAACUCGCCGCAGAAAGUCAAGGAUGUCGAGAAGCUCAGUGGCAAGACUGUCAAUCAAAAGCCACGUGUGGCCAGAAUCGCCCCUUCAAACAAAGAGAAGCGCAUGAGCCGCCCUGCCCCUCCUCAACUGGAAGAGCCAGCCCCACGUCAGUCAGCACUGUCACCACACCCGAAUGCAUUGAAUACGGAAGAUGAGUCUGCAACUCGUCCUUCCCGACGUCGUGGUGCUGUGGUUAGCUAUGCAGAGCCUAACCUACGAGACAAAAUGCGUCGCCCUACCAAGGAAAUGAUCGAUGCUGUUGCACUUGGAUCGCGAAGGUCCUCCAGUUUCCAGGCAGGUCGGGAAAGUUUGAACGGAGAGGACGGUCACACCCAGCCUCAUGGCAGUCUCCCUGCUGAUUUCACUCUUGCCGCGCAGAGCUCUGGUCUGUUCUCUGUGGAUGGAUCUUCAGAACAGCUGCUAGCAAUGGUCUCCCGGAGAAAGCGUAAAGUGUCGUCAACCCCAAAGGACGACAGCGAUGCGGGGAACCCAAGCUCUAACCUCAAAAAAGAGAUUGAGGACAGCCUUGCAGAUAUCUCUGCCCAAGUAUCUCAAGAACCAUUCAAUUCGAGGCGUCAGACUCGACGUCACUCGUCAAACCCCAAAAGUACAACCGCCAACAUAGCACAACACGAGGUGGACCAGGCUGAACCACAAUCUCCAAUCGGUGAUUCUCUAGAAGAUGAAGACUCAUUUGGACCGGGACCAAACGGUUCCACGAUGGACACUAGUCACGUCAGACGUGGCCAACGCGUUGCUGCAAGGAGAAAAAGCAUGAUGGUGUGA
This is a messenger RNA of Penicillium concentricum, 1917 nucleotides long. RefSeq names its product shugoshin family protein. The coding region runs from base 1 to 1917 and encodes 638 amino acids. Gene Ontology annotation, cellular component: nucleus; chromosome, centromeric region. Gene Ontology annotation, biological process: meiotic chromosome segregation. NCBI's taxonomy places the organism in Eukaryota, Fungi, Ascomycota, Eurotiomycetes, Eurotiales, Aspergillaceae. The record is from RefSeq and is a predicted model, not a curated record. The transcript is spliced from 4 exons.